AUGGCGCCACGUCUUUUCGCCUGUUUUGGCCUCAAAGGAUCGUCAACUUCUACAGCCGGAAAAAAAAAUUCCGGUCAAAACGCGGCUGUCGUCGCAGCUGACGUUCCCGCCGGUGACGGACCUGUUCUGGUUCAGCUCUUCUCGUCUCAAGGAUGUAAGACUUCUCCUGAAGCGGAGAUGCUCAUGUCACGACUCGGCCGCGGCGAUUUCGACGGUCAGAUCCGUCGGGAAGGUGGAUCCGGUUCUCCAGCGAUGGUUCUUGUUUUCCACGUGGAUUAUUGGGAUUACUUGGGGUGGAAGGAUCCUUACGGUUCGAGCCAGUGGACGGUGAGGCAAAAGGCUUACAUUGAGGCGUUGAAUCAAGAUACAAUGUUUACUCCACAACUUGUGGUUCAAGGUCGCGCCCAAUUACUUGGGAAUGAAGAAGAGACUCUGCUCAAGUCCAUCGUCGAAGCACCUAGGUUUCCUUCUCCGGCCUUCCAUGCCACAUUCCAAAGACCAACCUCAGAAACCCUUCAAGUAUCUCUCACGGGAGCUUUGAGGAUGAAAGUGGACUCGAGUGGGAUGAAUAUAAUGGUGGCGCUAUACGAGAACGGACUAGUGAUUGAUUGUCCUCGAGGAGAGAACUCGGGAAGAGUCUUGGCCAAUGACUACGUUGUAAGAAAGCUAGAAAAAUUAUGCACCGUUAAAGAUUUAACGGCGAAGAAGACGGUGUCGGGGACGGCUCAUUUCACGGUGUGGGAUGGAUUCAACAGUGCUAAAUGUGGAGUUGCUGUUUUUCUACAGAACACAUCUCUACAAAUUUUCGGUACGCAGAGUUUUCAAUUGCCUGAUGAGAUUUGA
Molecule: messenger RNA, 843 nt
Organism: Microthlaspi erraticum
Lineage: Eukaryota; Viridiplantae; Streptophyta; Magnoliopsida; Brassicales; Brassicaceae
Source: the annotation of a GenBank genome assembly